Molecule: messenger RNA, 1455 nt
Organism: Saccharomyces eubayanus
Lineage: Eukaryota; Fungi; Ascomycota; Saccharomycetes; Saccharomycetales; Saccharomycetaceae
Gene: TRP3
Product: bifunctional anthranilate synthase/indole-3-glycerol-phosphate synthase
Exons: 1
Coding region: 1-1455 (484 amino acids)
Biological process (GO): L-tryptophan biosynthetic process
Cellular component (GO): cytosol
Molecular function (GO): indole-3-glycerol-phosphate synthase activity
Source: RefSeq, a predicted model, not a curated record
AUGUCUGUGCACGCUGCUACAAACCCAAUCAAUAAGCAUGUGGUUCUGAUUGACAACUACGAUUCCUUCACCUGGAACAUUUAUGAGUACUUGUGCCAAGAGGGCGCCAAAGUCGACGUCUACCGUAACGAUGCCAUCACAGUGGAUGAAAUUGCAGCUUUGAGCCCCGAUACGCUGCUCAUCUCGCCUGGGCCAGGCCAUCCAAAGACAGAUUCAGGUAUUUCAAGAGACUGUAUAAAGUACUUUGCUGGGAAGAUUCCCGUCUUCGGGAUCUGCAUGGGCCAACAGUGCAUGUUUGACGUAUUUGGCGGUGAAGUCGCAUACGCCGGUGAAAUUGUCCACGGUAAGACUUCUCCCAUCAGUCACGACAACAAAGGGAUUUUCAAAAAUGUGCCCCAAGGUAUUGCUGUGACUAGAUACCAUUCUUUGGCCGGUACCGAACAAUCUCUUCCAUCGUGCCUAAAAGUUACUGCCAGCACGGAAAACGGUAUUAUCAUGGGUGUAAGGCAMAAGAAGUACACCGUGGAAGGUGUGCAAUUUCAUCCGGAAUCCAUCUUGACCGAGGAAGGCCAUUUGAUGAUUAGAAAUAUCUUGAGCAUCAACGGUGGAAAUUGGGAGGAAAACGGGUUGUCUCCUUCAAACUCUAUUUUGGAUCGUAUAUACGCACAGCGUAAGAUUGACGUUAACGAGCAAUCCAAGGUUCCCGGUUUCACCAUGCAAGACCUGCAAUCGAACUAUAAUUUAGGCCUUGCUCCCCCAGUACAGAAUUUCUACGCGAAAUUGUCAUCGUCCCACAACAGAGCCGUGGUUCUUGCUGAAGUGAAACGUGCUUCUCCAUCAAAGGGUCCUAUUUGCCUAAAGGCUGUCGCCGCUGAACAGGCUUUGAAAUAUGCGGACGCUGGGGCUUCCGCCAUCUCCGCACUGACUGAACCUCACUGGUUCCACGGGUCGCUACAGGAUUUGGCCAAUGUCAGAAGAAUCCUAGAUUUGAAGUUCUCCCCCGAGGAGAGGCCUUGUGUCCUAAGAAAAGAAUUUAUCUUUAGCAAGUACCAAAUCCUAGAAGCAAGAUUAGGCGGGGCGGACACCGUUCUUCUCAUAGUUAAGAUGCUAUCUCAACCCUUGUUAAAGGAGCUAUACGACUACAGUAAAGAUUUGGACAUGGAACCUCUUGUUGAAGUAAACUCCAAAGACGAACUAAAGAGGGCUUUAGAAAUCAACGCUAAGGUCAUAGGUGUCAAUAAUAGAGACCUUCACUCAUUUAAUGUAGAUCUAAACACCACCAGUAAUCUUGUGGAAUCUACUCCAAAGGACACUCUUUUGAUCGCACUUUCUGGAAUAACCACAAGGGAAGAUGCAGAAAAGUAUAAAAAGGAAGGUGUUCAUGGAUUUUUGGUAGGCGAGGCUUUAAUGAGAUCUAAUGACGUAAAUAAGUUCAUUCAUGAAUUAUGCGAGUGA